GUGACCUUUUUUAACGAACUCUUUCGUCGCUACCUGCAGUACGUGGCUGUUGGCUCAAUCAGUCUGGGCUUGACAAACUCCUUUUUCGCUUUUUCUUCAAAUGGCUGCUCUAAGCAAAUCCAUAAGCCUGCUACUUCUGGGGGCACUGGAGGUGGUCUUGUGAUGUGGCGCGAUCGUCAUGCCGACGAGCAGCGUCUUGGCUUGCGUUGUCUCUGUCUGCAUGCUAUGUCAAUUGUUUAUGCGCGCUGCUUUUCUGAAAUAUCCUCUGUAUCCGAUAUUCCAUUGCUUGUUCAUCUACUGGAUCGGACGCAGUCAGCCGCCGAGCGUGACAGCCUUCUUCUUCUUUUGGAUCGGCUUAUGAUGGAUAGAGUGAGUUCUCUGAGGUAUCUUAGCCAGUUUGCCUCAUUCUUCUGA
This is a messenger RNA of Protopolystoma xenopodis, 414 nucleotides long. The record is from the annotation of a GenBank genome assembly. Lineage: Eukaryota; Metazoa; Platyhelminthes; Monogenea; Polystomatidea; Polystomatidae.